This is a messenger RNA of Sphaerodactylus townsendi, 2834 nucleotides long. Its product is annotated as butyrophilin subfamily 2 member A2-like. Lineage: Eukaryota; Metazoa; Chordata; Lepidosauria; Squamata; Sphaerodactylidae. The transcript has 4 exons. The record is from RefSeq and is a predicted model, not a curated record. Bases 1220 to 2005 code for a protein of 261 amino acids.
GCAUUGCCUUCUGGGGCGCUCCCCUGUUUCGGGAAACCGGGGAGCGCCGCAAAAGGCAGUGCGCUCCUGCGGCUCCGUGCGCGCGCAUCCCACAUUACAAAGGUGAAAAUCUGGUCACCUUACCCAUGUCACGUCACUCCACCUCUGCUUACCAGUUCGCAAGGGGAGAUGGCACUCCUCCUGUCCCAUGGUCAGUUGGAAGAAGAAACCGCCUCCCCGCCCACUGUCAAAACAACCUACACUCCACGUUAGCAUCAGAGCUACAACAGCAGGUGUCUAAUGAGCUGAUAAGGCAUGGCCUGAAAAGCAAAGCGGAAAAACAUAAGCACAGUAGGGAGGGGGAAUGAGAAAAAAAAGGUUCCCACGUCCCAGGCAGGACACAGGAGACAUGGCAGGAUCAAACAGGCACUGAUCGUGACAAGAGCAUGUUCAUGAAGCUAAUAGAAGAAUAAGAUUGCAGUCUAUGCCACAGCACAUGCUAUUCAUGAUCUUGCGAGCAUUGUUUUCAUUUUUUGCGAUUCCAUUUUCUGCAUUGCUUGACGUAGCACGUCUGAUCAUUUUUUUCACUUUUUGAAUCUGUGUAACUCUAGUCGUGUUGCAUUGCUUUAGAGAUCUCGCAUGCUAUGUGAUUUAUACCGUGUAAUCAGUGAUGGGAUUCAGCAGGUUCGCACCACUUCAGUAGAACCGGUUGUUAAAAUGGCGCUUGUAAGCAACCAGUUGUUAAAUUAUUUGAAUCCCACCACCGGAACCGGUUGUUAAACUAUUUGAAUUCCACCACUGUGUGUAAUCCACCUUGAGUCUUGAGCAGAAAACGACUCAUUUGCCGCCCUGAUAAAUAUUUUCUGGCUAUGGGCCUGCUGUUAUCCCAACCCCUCUGCUUUUGAGACAACAACGGACCCAAAGUGGAGAAUUCUCACCGUGAGGUUGUGGCCCUGCUCCUUGUUUGAGCCAGAUAGCUGCAGAACUCCCCUCAGGCAGAAAGAAGGAAAAAGAAGGGCAACAGAGCUCCCAGAUUGGUUCACACCUCCCUCUCCCCUGCUAGAGAUGUGGAAGGGAAGUACACAGGUGACACACCUGAGCUCAAUAGCCUAGCUGUUUAUUUCUCUUCCUGGAAUUAGAUGUGCUCUCCUGCAAGAGUGUUAGCAGCAAAGCUGUUUGGAAUCAGACGGCUGAAAGGGAUACUGGAACUUAGGUGUAGGAAUCCUCGUUCUCUACCAAGAUGUCUUCCAUCUCGGUCCUUGUCUAUCCUUUGCUUCUCACGUUGCUUACAUACCAUGCAGACGCAGUGCCCGAAAUAAAGGCCCGUCCCUUCGACAACAUCACCUUGCCUUGCCGGUUCUCUUUUGUGGAUGGCAUCGAGGGCUUGUCUUUCUCGUGGGAGAGGGAAGAUAUCAAGGAAGAGCAAGAAGUGGAGGACAAGGAUUUUUACAAGUUUUUCGUGGCCCUCCAAGAUUUCUAUCAGUUUUACCCGAAGCUGAUAUACAGCUUUGCGGACAACACGGAGCAGGAGGAGGAGAGGAAUUCUCUCUACGAAGGGAGAAUCUGGGUGGACGACGACGAAAUUUCUGAGGGCAACUUUGACCUCAUGUUGGAGCAAGUACAGUUUUCGGACGAGGCUUUCUAUAUCUGCAAGGCCGUGAACUCCAGAGGGGCAGGACAGAGGAAGGUGAAACUCAUUGUGGAAGAUGCUGAAGAGCCUCAGGUGCAAUUCAGCACAGUCAACGACACCCUGGUGGCCAAGUGCAUCUCUGCAGGCUGGUACCACAUGCCAAAGGUGACCUGGCACAACCGCCGAGAAGAGGACAUCUCCAGCUACGCCAUUACAGACAUUCUGGAAGAGAAGCAGGACGGCUCUCACCGGGUGGUGUCCAUCUUGCAUUACCCCGUCUUGCUCCACGAGAUCUACACUUGCCAUAUCGAAGAGGAAGAUGUACUCAACAGGCCUGUGAGAUCCAUCCACAAAGUCCCAAAGAGAAAAUAUCAUAAUAUGUACAACCAUUAUUAGAAAUUCAGCAGCAGGGAUCCGUCGAGGCAAGAGGCCGCUGCCGUUUCUGCCACCCGAAUUCUUCAGCUUUGCACUGUACGCAGACGUAGCAGAAGAGGAGAGGAAAAACUAGCGUAGAUAACAGAUAGGGCAGGGGGAAAAAAUCUCCCCGGGGUGAAUUUGAAUGUGACCGUGAGAUAGAAUAGAAACGCCUGGAACAGAAAUGUUUUUAACAGCGCCCAAAUGUGCAUUCCCAGUUUUACAAGUCAGAACAGUAAAAAAGUUUUUGAGCACAAGACCAAUAAAGACUGCCCAAAUAAAGCCAGGCGAGCCAGUGCUGCCAAUUUCAAAGAUUCUUUUCAGCCACGUUUGUAUGCCUGGGCAGCUGUUAAUGCCUCCCAGAAAGCAGAACGUUACAAGGAUCUUCUCUUCCACAGAAGUAAACACACAGCAUGUCACACCUGCAGUUUACAUUCCAAACGAUUCAAAAAAGAGAAGUUACAGCCCACCACUCAUGCCUAGUUGAAUUAUGAUGAAUCAAUCAAGGGCACUCUGAUAGAGCCUAUUCAUAGAACUCUUUUGAUUGGGUAAAUGCCCCCAAAGCUGGGGUCCCUCAAAAUGGUGCCCAAGUGCCGUGGCACCUGCUGAGAUUUCAGAACGAGGGGGACAUUAUUAGGCAGGGCUUGUGAUUGGCUGCCCUCGAUCAAAUGAAAGGGCUUUCCGUUGGCGGAUGAGGACAGCUAAGCACCAGAGCAAUCCUUUCCCAGGAGGUGGGACGUAUUGGCUCCACCUCUGGACCCCCGCCCGAAGUCACUGGCACCUAGUAAAGACUGGAUCAGUCAGUGCAAAA